AUGAUAUGAUUUCACAAAGGGUCUAAAAACUGUGAAACAGAAGAUAUUUGAAUACAAGUGAUAUCACAAGACAAGCAGGGCUCCACUAAAGUAGAAGACAAUAUGGGGUUAACAGAUACCCUAGUUGAGGUCCUGCUGAACAACUUAACAUCACUCCUCAUAUUCCUGAUUGUCUUCUUAAUUCUCUACCGAAAAUUCAAACCCAGUCCUUGGAUUUUACCCCCAGGACCUCCCCCUAAAUUCUUGGUCGGUAAUAUGGGUCUGUUCAAGCCUGACCCAGAUGACAAAAUUGGCAAUCUAACUGCAAGGAAACUUAUAGAUAUGACAAAAGAAUUUGGUAGCGAAACACUUGGAAUUUAUUUUGGGAGACAGUAUGCAGUGCUAUUACAUAACUAUGAUGACAUACAACAGGUGUUUAACAGUGAAGAUUUUGCUGGGCGUAGUGAUAGUGAAACAAGAGAGAUGGUAUUAGGUGGUUUAGUAGGGAUUGAAGGACCACGCUGGAAAGAACAGCGGCGAUUUGCCCUUAGUACACUCAGAGAUUUUGGUCUUGGGAAGAAUAAGCUGGAGAAAAUGAUCACAUCUGAGCUGGAAAGUCUUUUCGAAGUGUUUGAUAGCUAUAACGGGUCGGCAUUUCAGAUGAAAGCUAGCACCUUAACUAAUGCUGUCACUAAUGUCAUCUGCUCAAUGGUUUUCGGACAUAGAUUUGAAUAUGAUGAUCCGGUACUGAAUCGCAUGCUUUACCUAAUGGAUGAAAACUUCAGCGUGAACUUCAAGCGUGCAAGUCUAGCUGCCUUUAUCCCAGGAGCAACACUACUAAGUAAAUGUCUGCCAGGAGACCUAUUCAAGAUGAAACGCCUUAAGGAAAAUAUGGAUGAGAUCUAUUUUAAUAUUGUCAAGAAAGAGUAUGAUGCUCAUGUUGCAAAGUUUGAUCCUGAGAAUAUAGAGGACUUCAUCGAUGCCUAUAUAGCUGAGAUAAAGAAAAGAAAAGAUGACCCACAACAGCAUUGGUUUAAUGAGGACCAACUGCUACAUGUUAUAGGAGACCUCUUCCAGGCAGGCACUGAUACAACUGCUACGAACAUAAGGUGGCUGUUCUUACAGCUCCUUCACCAUCCAGAAAUCCAGAAAAAACUACGCCAGGAAAUUCACGAUGUGAUUGGCCAGGAUCGUAUGCCAUCCAUGCGUGAUAGAGUACUACUUCCAUACACAGAGGCUGUCUAUACAGAGGCACAGAGGAUGUGCAGCCUUACACCAAUAUCUUUAGGCAACUGCAGUGGAAGGGUGCCAAUAAAACUUGGUAAUUACAUUUAUCCACCAAGAACAACCUUCCAUGCUAACAUGUACGCAGUGCACCAUGAUCCAGAUUACUGGAAGGACCCACAUGUGUUUAGGCCUGAAAGAUUCCUUGAUGAAAAUGGAAAAUUUCACCUAGAUGACCACAUCUUGACAUUUUCUACAGGGAAAAGAAAAUGUCUAGGAGAAUCACUCGCUAGGAUGGAAAUAUUUCUCUUCUCCACAGCUAUCUUACAGAGGUAUACACUGGCGCUCCCUGAAGGUGCCGAAUUACCUACUCUCAAACCAUUGCCAGAUAGCAGCACAACAGGACCAUAUCCUUUCGAUGUAUGCUUGCUCAGGGACUAACAUAUCUUGACAGUAUAAAUCUGAGGUUUCCUUGAUGGACCAUUCAACAUUUUGACUUCAAGGAAAAGGAGGUGGGGAGGGGGCUUCAAACCGUCCAAGCACUCCCCCUGGCCAAAAAUUCUUUCAAAAUCAUGCACAAUUUCAUCAUUGGCUCAGAAUGGUCAAAUGACGUGAACCCCUCCCUGGAAUUUUUUAAAAAGUGAAGCCUCCCUUGGAAAAAACUAGCUACCAGCCUGGGCUUAGUAAUUAAUGAAUGUCAAAUUACAAAUGUAAACUACGUACACAAACAAUGUGACCUCCGAGAGUCAUAAAAAUAAUAGCUUUAAGAUGAAUCAAGUUCUCAAUGAGAUACAAAAGAGCAAAUUAAAUGCCAAUUCUUACAGUGACAAAUUUAGCUUUUCAUUUCUCUGAAAUUUCAAAGACGUUAAAUAGACAAUGAAACUGACAC
Molecule: messenger RNA, 2092 nt
Organism: Owenia fusiformis
Lineage: Eukaryota; Metazoa; Annelida; Polychaeta; Sabellida; Oweniidae
Source: the annotation of a GenBank genome assembly